Molecule: messenger RNA, 1167 nt
Organism: Geodia barretti
Lineage: Eukaryota; Metazoa; Porifera; Demospongiae; Tetractinellida; Geodiidae
Source: the annotation of a GenBank genome assembly
AACCCAAAUAGUAAGGCUGAAAUCAAUUAUGAGUGGAAGUUCAGCAGUGAGGAGACUGCUGCCUGUCUCAAGGAUGCAGUUGUGGAGAUCGUGGAGGUACAUCAACGCUGCAGUCUCACCAGUCCACUUCAAUAAUCCGUCAUCUCUCCUGGAGGAGCAGAGUAGAGGACUGAGAGUGAGGUCAUUCCACUGCAGUGCUCCAGGUCCAGCCACUACUGGAGCUCAGGGACAGCCCAGGAGUGAUCGGGACGACCUCCCAAUGUCUCUGGACCACUUCCGCAAACCUAGUCAACCUGCUGCUGGGACCACUGGCCAUCAGGAGGAUGGAUGGUGUGAUGGAUACACUCUGCCUCACCCUGUGUGGAGUGAGGAGGAAUUGAACUCUGUCCAGAUCACUCACACUCCUCCCGAGAAACCUGUUGACACGGCUGCCUAUUACUCUGUGCAGAUGCUGAGGACGGGGUUUGAUCUGUUGUCUGGGUAUUCGUGGGGCAAGAGGUUUGGUACACUGGAUGAGAAGAAGUGGCUGUCAAGAAUCAUCUAUCUUGAGACAGUGGCUGGAGUACCAGGUGAGAAAGAUCCAGCAAUAUAAUCUUGACUCUAAUGUGACCCAAUACACUCUACAUGUCUCCAGGUAUGAUAGGUGCGAUGGUGCGUCACUUGAAGUCUCUGCGGCGCAUGACUCGGGACCAUGGCUGGAUACACACCUUGCUGGAGGAGGCAGAGAAUGAGAGGAUGCACCUCCUCACAGCUCUGGAGCUGAGGAGACCUGGACCUCUCUUCAAGAUUGCCGUCAUUGGAACACAGGGUGUGUUUGUGAGUAUGUUCUGGAUAGUGAAUUUCCUCAGUCCCAGAGUUUGUUGAGGAAGAGGCAGUCAAGACUUACACUCACUGCAUUGAGAGUCUGGACAAGGGGGAGCUGAAGCUGUGGGAGAAUACAAAAGCUCCUCAGAUUGUUGUCUGCUACUGGAGACUGCCUGCUGAUGCAAUGAUGAAGGGUGCGCUCCUGGCCAUUAGAGCUGAUUAGGGUCACCACAGAGAGGUGAACCAUACACGGGGCUCAAUGAGACCCUCUGAAACUAAUCCAUUUGGCCCUGGUCAAUGACAUCACCAUUAUGUCACCUUCAGUGUACAAACUGCAUAACAUGUGAUUUCUGACUUCAAACA